Molecule: messenger RNA, 2076 nt
Organism: Phragmites australis (common reed)
Lineage: Eukaryota; Viridiplantae; Streptophyta; Magnoliopsida; Poales; Poaceae
Exons: 4
Coding region: 458-1837 (459 amino acids)
Source: RefSeq, a predicted model, not a curated record
CGAGAACCUCUCAUUUUUGGUCUUUCGAUCCGGCGUCCCCGGUAUCUGUGUGACCUCCUCCACUCCCUCUUCGGCUUCCCCGCUUUUAUUCCCCUGCAACUCCUCUUCACUUGUCUCCAGUCCUUGUCCUCCUCUUCUUCCUCCGCCUCCCCAGUCCCCACCCUCCAAAAGGUCGCCACCUCUGUUUCUCAUCGCCAAAAAGCUCAACUUUUUCCGAUAUUUUUUUCCUCAGUCGUUUCUCCUCCUACUACCAUCAGGUGACACUGUGUUUGAUGUCUUUUGUUUCUUGACUUGGGUGUAUAAUCUUUCUCCGCUCUGAUCAAGCUUUAUCUCAGACAUAAAUAAGCAAGUAGUGUUUUGCCUGUGAUAAGCAAAAUUAGUCAAGACGGGUGCUCUUUGCUGCGUGGCCGCUAGGCCACAUGGGACAAAGUCGAAUCCUGCUAGCAGAGACUGUUCCAUGGAUCCUACUGAGCCUCGCUGGCGGAUAAACUCGAGCUUCUCUCCUCCGACAUCAAGGAGAUGGGACUGCCGGUAUUCAUCAGAUGGAUUACCUCGUAGGGUUCAUGAUGUUCCACAUGAUCACCCACCUUACGUUUCAUCACUGUCAUCUCAUAGUAAAGGAAGCAUAAGUGCAUUUGGUAGCGAUCAGUACCUCAAUCACCAUCAUUCUGUAUCUGAUGGAGCACUCUCUUAUUUUGGGAGUCCAGCUGACAGCCUUCAGGCUCCUCGCUGGACAUCCUCUCUUCAAAGAUUUGAUCUUGGAGAAUUCUCUACACCUGCAGGAGGAUCAAGACCAGAAACUUCUCAUUAUCCUCAAUCAAGUGAGAGGCAUUUGACUGUCGUGGGUAGUUUCAGUUCUGCAUCCCCAUUCUCGGAAUCAGGUCAGCUAGCAUCGUCUAGUAAACAACCAGCCCCAUAUCUACCUCGUAAUCAUAUGGGUAGGCGAUCAUUCAUGUCAAAACCGGUCUACCCGCUUGUCUUCCGGAAUCCAGUGUCAGAAGCAGAAGCCUCCAGAGUGCCCGAGGUUAGCAAUGCUGGGCGAACAACACCAAGUGAUGACAGCCAAGCUUCUCCUCUGUGGCGUCGCAGCUUGGCGAGUCCGGAGCUCAAGUUCCAUAAUGCAUUGAGUGAGCUUGGGAAGAUGGAGGCUUCGCCUGGACCGAAUACAAGCUCAAGAAGGGAAGGUUUUAGAUGGAGCAAUGCUAGCAGCUAUGAUUUUGGAUACGAUGGGGAUGCCAUUGACAUAUCGGAUCUUAUCAGUAUUGAGUCCCAAAGAUCCCCCACAAGUUCAGUGAGAUUUCUCAAGUGUGGGUUAUGCGAGAGAUUCCUGCGGCAGAAAUCACCUUGGACCUCUAAUAGGAUUGUUCGAAAUACCGACAUGCCAGUAGCAGCAGUCCUCCCGUGCCGGCAUGUCUUCCAUGCGGACUGCUUGGAGGAAAGCACUCCCAAAAUUCAAGCCCAUGAACCAUCUUGCCCCCUGUGCGCGCGAGCUGCUGACGACGAAGGAUGCAUAUCGUUCUCAGAACCUCUGCAUGUUGCCCUCAGAUCCGCCUGCAGGAAUCUUUCGUUAGGCGGUGGUGCAGGCGGAAGUAGCAGCAGCGCAAACCCUUCCUGCAACGAUCAUGGCUUGAAGAGGAAUCAUUCUGCUCUCGUGCCAAGCCGAAGCAGUGGGUCACUGUUCCGGAACCGUUUCAAGAAACAGUUCCCCUUCAAGAGGAUGAUUGGGAAGGAUCUCUUUGGUGGCAGAGUUUUCAAUAAGGUUGGAUCAUCUUCGUCUUCAGGUCAGAAGGACAAUGGUCAACAGUCAGCAGCGAAGUCUGAUCGAUCCAUGAAGUAGCUAGAACUUCGUGGCACAGAGGAUAUGAUGUGUGCCCUACAUUCUGUCAUUUUGUAUCCCUUUUGUAACGUAUCAUAGCAGCAUGUAAAACUCAGCAUCCAUGCGCAGUAGUCGUCCUAGACGGGAGUUUGGUUUGACGGUGCUUGCUUUGCAUGUGACACACGCAUUAGGCUAACUAUGGGUCUGUUAUGAAUCCUUACAUUAAGAAUCGAUGGCUAUGUUUAAUAUGCUUAUGCCUU